Messenger RNA from Melitaea cinxia (Glanville fritillary), 690 nucleotides. RefSeq names its product allergen Tha p 1-like. Lineage: Eukaryota; Metazoa; Arthropoda; Insecta; Lepidoptera; Nymphalidae. Bases 256 to 642 code for a protein of 128 amino acids. The transcript is spliced from 3 exons. The record is from RefSeq and is a predicted model, not a curated record.
AUAAGGAUAAAUAAAUGGGUAUUUAAGUUGUCGUAGCUGUAGAAGACGGAAGUGAACAGUAGGUACAAUGAACUAAAAACCAAACAAACAAACCCAAGGGCCGAUUCGUAUGCGUUUCGAUACUUUCGAAUAUCCAGUACUUGAUAUAUAAAAAUCCUGCCCUUCAAGGGUUUGUAGUUGAUACUUGUGUGUGAAAGCUAUCGGAUAUAAUAGAGCGUACUUGUAAAUUUAAUUAAACUAUAGAAUAUAUUCAAAAUGAAAACUUUAUUUUUAGCCUGUGUUUUGUGCUUUACGACGUUGGUUUUUUCGAAACCGGCAGAAAAAUACACAGACAAGUUCGAUACUAUUAACCUUAAUGAGAUUCUCGAAAAUCGACGACUCCUCCUUCCUUUCAUUAAAUGUUUGUUGGAUCAAGGAAAAUGUUCUGCUGAAGGAAAAGAAUUGAAAUCUCACGUCCAAGAAGCUUUAGAGAACAAUUGCGGUAAAUGUACCGAUGCUCAGAAAAAAGGAACCCGCAUUGUGAUCAGCCACUUCAUUAACAAUGAACCCGACUACUGGAAUCAACUCUCAGAAAAAUAUGAUUCUCAAAAGAAGUACGUCACAAAAUAUGAAGAGCAACUUAGAUCAAUUAAGGCUAACUAAUUACAUAUAAAGUAUUGCUUACAUGUAAAUAAAAGAACAUAUUUAUAA